Prorocentrum cordatum is the source of this 519-nucleotide messenger RNA. NCBI's taxonomy places the organism in Eukaryota, Dinophyceae, Prorocentrales, Prorocentraceae. The record is from the annotation of a GenBank genome assembly.
AUGUGUAGCAGCAUGCAGCCACGCUCUGAGAGCCUCUUGGAGGCAUCCUGGGGCCAUCUUGGAGCCCUCUUGGGGCAAUUUUGGAAGCCUGUGGGGGUCUCUUGGAGCCCUCUGGGGGCCCUCUUGCAAGAGGAGGUUGGAAGAACUAACUCCUUAAACUACCUACGCCCAGAGGGCUCGAGGGAUUCGCUCAUGUCUACCUCCGGCGCAGACAUUCGCAUGACCACGCUGCCGCAGAAGUUGAAGCAGGCCGAUCCGCCAUUCCAGACGCACCUGUUCGGAAAGUGGCAUUCUGGUGCGCGAUCGGUUGCGAACCUUCCGAUCAAUCGCGGUUACGAUUCGCACUUGGGAUUCUUAAAGGGUAUGGAGGAUCAUUACACCCAGAAGUCGGAUUUCGACGGCUACUCGCCCAAGUAUGUGGAUCUGUGGCGCGACCACGGCCCCGCCGAUAGCAGCCUCAAUGGCACCUUCUCCGUAUUCCGGGACACGCAACACGCAAUUGCUGCACUAGACAGGUAG